UUUGUUAUUUUUCUAGUGUUGUUAAUAACAAUACUUGUAGUGGAAGGGAUUGCUGUGGCCCAAAAGACCCAAGAUGGACAAAAUAUUGGAAUCAAGCACAUUCCUGCAACCCAGUGUGGCAUUUGGGUUCGAACCAGCAAUGGUGGUCAUUUUGCUUCACCAAAUUAUCCUGACUCAUAUCCACCAAACAAGGAGUGUAUCUACAUUUUGGAAGCUGCUCCACGUCAAAGAAUAGAGUUGACCUUUGACGAACAUUAUUAUAUAGAACCAUCAUUUGAAUGUCGGUUUGAUCACUUGGAAGUUCGAGAUGGGCCAUUUGGUUUCUCUCCACUAAUAGAUCGUUACUGUGGUGUGAAAAGCCCUCCGUUAAUUAGAUCAACAGGGAGAUUCAUGUGGAUUAAGUUUAGUUCUGAUGAAGAACUUGAAGGACUGGGAUUUCGAGCAAAAUACUCAUUUAUUCCAGAUCCAGAUUUUACUUACCUAGGAGAUUGCCAGUUUGAGCUCUCAGGAGCUGAUGGAAUAGUGCGUUCUAGUCAGGUAGAACAAGAAGGAAAAACGAAACCUGGGCAAGCAGUUGAUUGCAUAUGGACAAUUAAAGCUACUCCGAAAGCUAAGAUUUAUUUGAGGUUCCUAGAUUAUCAAAUGGAGCACUCAAAUGAAUGCAAGAGAAACUUCGUUGCAGUCUAUGAUGGAAGCAGUUCUAUUGAAAAUCUGAAGGCCAAGUUUUGCAGCACUGUGGCCAAUGAUGUAAUGCUUAAAACAGGAGUUGGAGUGAUACGAAUGUGGGCAGAUGAAGGUAGUCGGCUUAGCAGGUUUAGAAUGCUCUUUACUUCCUUUGUGGAGCCUCCCUGCACAGGCAGCACUUUCUUUUGCCAUAGCAACAUGUGCAUCAAUAACUCUUUAGUCUGUAAUGGUGUUCAAAACUGUGCAUACCCUUGGGAUGAAAAUCAUUGUAAAGAAAAGAAAAAAGCAGGACUUUUUGAACAAAUCACUAAAACUCAUGGAACAGUUAUUGGCAUUACAUCAGGGAUUGUCUUGGUCCUUCUCAUUAUUUCUAUUUUAGUACAAGUGAAACAGCCUCGAAAAAAGGUCAUGACUUGCAAAACUGCUUUUAAUAAAACUGGAUUUCAAGAAGUGUUUGAUCCUCCUCAUUAUGAACUGUUUUCACUAAGGGACAAAGAGAUUUCUGCAGACCUGGCCGACUUGUCAGAAGAACUAGACAACUAUCAGAAGAUGCGGCGCUCCUCCACUGCCUCCCGGUGCAUUCACGACCAUCACUGUGGAUCACAAGCCUCCAGCGUCAAACAAAGCAGGACCAACCUCAGUUCCAUGGAACUUCCUUUCCGGAAUGACUUUGCACAACCACAACCAAUGAAAACAUUUAAUAGCACCUUCAAAAAAAGUAGCUACACUUUCAAACAGGCACAUGAGUGCCCUGAACAGGCCCUAGAGGACAGAGUAAUGGAGGAGAUUCCCUGUGAAAUUUAUGUCAGGGGGCGAGAAGAUUCUGCACAAGCAUCCAUAUCCAUCGAUUUUUAAUCUUCUAAUAAAGGUGACAUUAAUUAUUAAGUAUGUACGUAUGCAACCUACAGAGCACCCAUACUGUUUUCAGCAGCCAACCCUUCCCUCCUGUCAAAACUAGGAAGACUUUCAUUUCCCAUUAACCUAUUGUAAUGGUGAAGUUUUAGCAUCUCGGGCAGUCUAUAUAUGUUAAACCAACCAAGGGACUUACUCCAUUCACUGAAAAAAAUAAUCAUCAUCUAAUGCUUGGUGUCAUAUAAACAAAGCACCAGUUAAAUAGUAUUUGAAGAGAGGAGGGUUGUGUUGAGCUAGGUUCAGGCUGCCUGUUAGUUUUAGCAACAGGAAUACUGCUCUUGAUUGGUACAGCUUUGUCAAUAUUUUGAUCCCACAGUAAGCUUAAAAAUAAGAUUUUUCUUUACAUUCCUUUUAUUUUUCUUUUCUCUAAAUUUAAUUUGUUUUAUAAGCCAGUAAUUUUACCAUUUCAGUUUCUUACAUAAAUAUGAGUGGUUAAUGUACUACACAUAUUUCAAUAUAGGCAUCUGUUUUAGAAUUUGUCAAAAUGUAACUAGUUACUGUGGUUAAAUGCCAAUUAAGAUCCAGAGUUAUGUUUUGUCCAUCUGUUUCUUCUUGACUAAUUUCUAUACUGCUGCCUUUUAAUUGCUGGAUCCUUAGUCUUGAUUUUCUGGGAGAAGUAGAUGAUAUGAUUUAUCACCUUUAAGUCAUAUUUUGUCUUAAGUUAUACUAGAAAAAUUUCAUAAUCCUGGGAUGUAUGCACUAUUGCCAGUUAUGACUUAAAAACUUGGAAAAGAUUAAAACUUCUGGAAAUCCUUUGAAAUUUCUCAAAUUUGGCCACAUUCAGUGAUAGCCCAUUCAUUCUUAUGAGCAAAGAGUCAUUUAAUUUUUGGGGGGAGUUCUAUAAUUAUGUUUAUUUCCAUUGUUUAUCACCAGAUCUGUGUUUCCUAUUAUUUUUAUAAAAAGAUUAUUUAGUUCUCUUUGUAUUAUUGGUUUUUCUUAUGGCAUAUGGUAGCCAAAGUUGUAUGAGAGUUAAAGGAAAAUUCUUAAGAAACUGUAUAAGCCUUUAGAUUGCUUCUUACUUGGGACAAUACAUUUUUCUAGUUCUUACCAAGAAUAAUAACUUCCACUUUUUUUUUAAACUGCACUUUUGACCUUAUUUUUUUUUAUGGUAUAUAAACAAUAAUUUAUAAACAUGAUGUAAAAACCCAUUGUGUUUUCUUAGACUUUUGAUAUUAUUUGAUACGGUACAAACUUUAUUAAAUCAAGAUUCAAGACCUACAUGGCAGAUUUCUUUCAGUGUUCACGUUAGCAGCCUUGCGUACAAAUAUGCUGUGAUGGAACUGUACACUAUAACUUAUUGUAAAGACCUUGGUAAUGAGUACAUAAGCUUUUUGUUUCCUUUUGUUAUUGCAUUUAGUUUAUGAUACAUUUUCCACUGUCUGAUAUUUAUUGUUCUAAAUCACUACACAAAUCUUUUAUUAAAAUAUACAUUGUUA
Messenger RNA from Ceratotherium simum simum (southern white rhinoceros), 3032 nucleotides. Lineage: Eukaryota; Metazoa; Chordata; Mammalia; Perissodactyla; Rhinocerotidae. The record is from RefSeq and is a predicted model, not a curated record.